GUGCGACCCUUGUUGAUGCACAAGGGCCAAUUAAGGCUGGUGUUUCCGCGCUUAUACAGCUGCGAAACCCUGUUCAUGCACAAGUUUGCUGUUUCCGUGCUUAUACGAGUAUAUAUAGUUUCAUCGUUUACAACUAUUGGGAUUACAGGCAACCAUGGUCCGCUAACUUUAACUUGUGCGUAAUAAAUCUAGAAGUAUCCCCUUCACCGAAACAGACACAGUAGGUACGGUACGUAUAGCAUUAGCAAGUAGUAUGAGUUAGGUCCAUGACUCCAUACAUGUACGUGCAAGAUCGAAGAUAAAUGCUGCCAUUGAUGAUUAAAUUGGCCCAUCGCAUGGAUGGAUGCUGCAACUUGCAAGCUGCUUCUAGUCAUGGGAGGAGAGGAGGACACGUCGCGUGCCUAGACGUUCCCGAACCGCAAGAGUUUGGUCUGCUCAACAUCACGGCCAUCCAGGUGGGCACGGCUCCGGCGGACUUCCAGCACGGCGCCAACUUCGCCAUCAUCUCUGCCACCGCGAACAACGGGUCCUUCUUCGCCGGCAAAGGGAUGACCAUCAACCCCUUCUCGCUCGACACGCAGAUGCUCUGGUUCAGGGCCCAUGUCCAGCAGCUCACGCAGCAGAACCCAGUCGGCAUCAACGUGCUAAGCGGCGCCCUGGUGGCGCUGGGCGAGAUCGGCGGGAACGACUACAACUUCGCGUUCGGGAGCCCCGGCAUGACGCGGGAGCGGGUGCGCGCCUUCGUGCCCGCGGUGGUGGACAAGCUGGCCGCGGCCGUGGAGGAGCUGAUCGCGAUGGGCGCCAGGGCGUUCAUGGUGCCCGGGAACCUUCCCUUCGGGUGCACGCCGCUGUACCUGCGCCGGUUCGGCCGGAGCGCCAGCGCCGGGGACUACGACCCGCGGACGGGGUGCCUGGCCUGGUUCAACGCCUUCGCCGAGUACCACAACCGGGUGCUCAACGCGCGGCUCGACGAGCUCCGGCUGCGCCACCCGGACGUCGCCAUCGUCUACGCCGACUGGUACGGCGCCAUGAUGAGCAUCUUCCAGUCCCCCGGGAAGCUAGGAUUCACGAACGCUCUGCUGUCGUGCUGCGGCAACCAGACCGUGCCUUGUGGCCAACCUGGGUGUACCGUGUGUGACGACCCAUCGACGUACGGCUCGUGGGACGGGACGCACCCGACGGAGGCAGUGUACAAGGUGAUCGCCGACGGCGUGCUGCACGGGCCGCACGCGUCGCCUCUUCCUCUGGCCAAGACCUGCCCUCCGAGCUGAGGAAACCUCUGCUUGGAUUUUGCUGAUUCUUAGAAGAAAAUAAUUCAUUCUUUCAGUGAGGCUGUAUAAGAUCGUCUGAUUUGUGUAAUACCUCUGCUUCGAGUAGUGGUAUUGUGCAUCGAUUGUAACAGCUUCGGUUCUGAACAUAGGCGAGGUUGACAGUUUCGUGUAGACAAGAAAAGCAGAGUCUGUUCUGCUCCUCUGCCGGAAGUGUAGAGUACAGAUUGCAUGUCUGCUGAAGUACCUACCAUUGACAGAAGUGCUUCAUUCGUUGGCGAUUUUUCACCA
Brachypodium distachyon (stiff brome) is the source of this 1559-nucleotide messenger RNA. Its product is annotated as GDSL esterase/lipase At1g28600. The record is from RefSeq and is a predicted model, not a curated record. Lineage: Eukaryota; Viridiplantae; Streptophyta; Magnoliopsida; Poales; Poaceae. Bases 303 to 1271 code for a protein of 322 amino acids. Gene Ontology annotation, molecular function: hydrolase activity, acting on ester bonds. The transcript is spliced from 4 exons.